Homalodisca vitripennis (glassy-winged sharpshooter) is the source of this 3302-nucleotide messenger RNA. RefSeq lists its product as uncharacterized. NCBI's taxonomy places the organism in Eukaryota, Metazoa, Arthropoda, Insecta, Hemiptera, Cicadellidae. The record is from RefSeq and is a predicted model, not a curated record. Bases 1 to 2151 code for a protein of 716 amino acids. The transcript has a single exon.
AUGAUUUCCAAAUUUUGUAAUGAGGAAAGCGAAUACUUAGGUAAAGGUAGUGGAUGGACACUUAGAUCAGUAGACGGAAUUCUCUUGCGGUUUAGUAGAUACAGACCGUUAGGAGGCUCUUCGUAUAUUGUUCUUCCAAAAACUAUUAAAGACAAAAAAGCUAUUAUUAAUCCGAAAAAUAUUAAUGACAACAAAUGUUUUCAAUGGUCAAUUUUAGCUCGGUACAUACAAGGUGACCAUAAAGACCGCAUUGAUGAAAGGUACACAUCUAUUAUUAAUAAAUUUAAUUUUAAUGAUUUAGAUUUUCCAUGUCCUUUGAGACAGAUUAAAAAGUUUGAGAAGAAUAACAUAGGAAUUAGUAUAAAUGUUUACGGUAUUAAUAACAAUUUAGAAAUUUAUCCGCUUAAAGUUUGUGAAACGGAGUCUGAAAAUCAUUUCGAUUUGUUGUUGAUAUCAAAUAAUCAGGGGAAUAACCAUUACUGUUAUAUUAAAGAUUUUUCAAGAUUAGUUCGAUCGCAAAUUUCUAAAUCGACAAAAAAAAUGGUAUUCUGUAAACGUUGUUUUACCCAUUAUUGUGGAAAUGAUAAGGUUAACAGAUUAAAAGUUCAUAUAAAAGAUUGUAAAAUUAAUAAACCGUUAAAUGCAAAAAUGCCUUUUGUUGACAAUGAAGAUAAUCCUUCAAUUUUAAAAUUUCAAAAUUUUCACUUUAAAUACAAAGUUCCUGUUGUUGCAUAUUGCGACUUUGAAUGUAUUUUAAAAAAAGUUAAUGAACAACAGUCGCAAUAUACAUUAGUCAAUGAAAUUCAUAAACCUAUGAGUUUUUGUGUCUAUUUAGUUGUAGACAUAGAUUUACCAGAACCGAUAUCGUCUCAGUUGCCAAAUGAUCCUUAUCUUUAUAGAGGACCAGACGCUGCUUUAAAAUUUAUGGAUUAUCUCAUAUCAAUUGCAAACCUAAUUGCUGAUUUAAUUGAUGUUAAUAAUCCAAUGAUAUCGCUUACAAUUGAUGAACUCAAUCGAAUUCAAUCAAUUACUCACUGUGAAUUAUGUAAUUUAGAAUUUUCAAUGUUAGAUAAACCUGUUAGAGACCACUGUCAUUUUACUGGUCGUUUUAGAAACAUUGUUUGUAGUAAAUGUAAUCUGAAAAGAAAAAGUCAAACUUUUUUACCUGUAUUUUUACAUGGAAGUUCCAAUUACGAUACACAUUUUAUUGUAAAGCAAUUAGGUUGUGAUCGACAAAAAAUUAGUGUUAUUCCAAAUUCUUCUGAAAAAUAUGUUACUUUUUCCAAAUCAACUAUUGGUAAAAUUAAAUUACGUUUUUUAGAUAGUUUUCGAUUUUUAAAUACCAGUUUAUCACAAUUAGCAAAAAAUUUACCUAAAGAUCACUUUUACCAUACUCAAUUGUUUUUUAAUCAUGAUGAUAUGCCUCUUGUUACUAGAAAAGGGGUAUAUCCUUAUGAUUACACUGAUUCAUGGACUAAAUUAGAAGAAACACAAUUGCCACCAAAAGAAUGUUUUUUCAAUAAAAUAACAGAAGAACAUAUUUCAGAUGAAGAGUUUGAUCAUGCCAAAGAAGUUUGGUCAAAAUUUAAUUGUACAACAUUAGGCGACUAUUCAGAUAUAUAUUUAAGUACAGAUGUACUUUUAUUAGCAGAUGUUUUAAAAAAUUUUAGAACCAUAUGCUGUAAUAAUUACGAUUUAGAUCCUGCUAAUUACUUAACGCUUCCCAGUUUAACAUUCGACGCAAUGUUAAAAUUUACAAAAGUUGAAUUACAAUUGCUUCCUACUUAUGAUAUGUAUAUGUUUAUUGAGAAAGGUAUACGAGGUGGAAUAACGAGUUUUGUGAAAAGAUAUGCUAAAGCAAAUAACAAAUAUUUAAAUGAUAUUCUCUAUGAUGUUAAUACACCUUCUAGUUAUUUAACAUACAUUGAUGCAAAUAACUUAUAUGGUUGGGCUAUGAUUAGACAUAUUCCAAAAGACGGAUUUCAAUGGUUAACAACGGAAGAGAUCAUUCAAUUUGAUGUGCAAUCAGUUUCAGACGAUAGCCCAGUAGGUUAUAUUGUUGAGUGCAGUAUCGGUUACCCUUCUUAUUUGCACGAAGAACAUAAUGAUUUACCGUUUUUACCAGAAAAAAAAACCACCUCCAAAAUCUAAACAACCUAAAUUAUUGUCAACGCUUUUAGAUAAAGAUUACUAUGUUUGCCAUUAUAUUAAUUUGAAACAAGCAAUAGAAAACGGAUUAGUAUUAAAACGAAUACACAGAGUUUUAAAAUUCAAUCAAAGUGAAUGGUUAAAACCAUACAUAAUGUUUAAUACUGACAAAAGAAAACAGAGUAAAAAUGAAUUUGAAAAAGACUUUUAUAAAUUACUCAAUAACGCUAUGUUUGGAAAAUCUAUUGAAAAUGUACGUGAUAGAUUAAAUCUAGAAUUAGUGAAUAACGAAAAAAGACUAACAAAACUGAUAUCCAAACCGAGUUUUAAGAACCGAAUAAUCUAUUCUGAAAAUUUAAGUGCUGUAGAAUGUGCUAAAGAUACUGUAUUGUUUAAUAAACCCAUUUAUAUAGGUUUCACUGUGUUAGAGUUAAGCAAAUAUCACAUGUAUAAUUUUCAUUAUAAUAUAAUGAAACCUUUUUAUCCUAAUAAAAUUAAUUUACUCUAUAUAGAUACUGAUUCUUUUUUUUACGAAAUUUUUACUACUGAUUUUUAUGAAGAUUUGACUAAUUUAGAAAUUAAAAAUUAUUUUGAUAUGUCAGACUAUCCAAAAGAACAUAAAUGUUUUUUUGAACACAACAAGAAAAAAUUAGGUUGUUUUAAAGACGAGUGCAUGAGUGUUCCAAUAGUUGAAUUCGUAGGAUUAAGAAGCAAAUUGUACACGUAUAGAACGAUGAACGAUAAUUAUUUAGAAAAUUGUAAAAAAUUGAAUUUAAAAAAAGCGAAAGGUGUAACUAAAUCAGUAGUAAAAAAACAUAUUAAUUUCUACGACUACAAAAAUUGUUUAUUUAUGUCUUGUAAUUUAAGAAAAAAAAAUUAGAAUAUUUCAAUCAAGAAAACAUAUUUUAAGAACAAUUACAAUAAACAAAAUAGCGUUAAAUGGAAAUGAUGACAAAAGAUUUAUAUCAGACGACUGUAUUCACACAUUAGCGUAUGGCCAUAAAUUAUUAAAGUUAAAAAAAAGUUGUUAACAAUUGUUUUCUUGUUCAUUAUUGUAUGUAUAUAUAUAUAUGAGUUGGUCAGUUCCUAAAUGAGUCUUGUCCACUUUCCAAAACUUUCGGUAAACAAAAUAAAACGUUUUUUAAAAUUAAUUC